AUGAGCGGCGGGGUAGCGAGGGCGACUGGGCGAGGUGGUGUACUUGCCGCGAGUGACGCCGAGGGGAGGUUGAGAGAGAUAGGAAUGAGGAAGAGGAAAGAGUUGUGUGCAAAGGCUGUGGAUGGAGAUCAAAGCAAAGGAGGCGAUGAAGUGAGGCACGCACCGCGCACGAGCGAGCACCUGGCAGCCGGUGUCGAGGAGGCUACGCAACGCGACUUCGCACACAGGGCGCAGCAGGUCCUAGGUCUCACUUCGGGCCUUGGCCCAUUUAGGGCCACCAGGAGCAGCUCUGCUCCCAAGCCCUCUCCCUCCUCGCCCGCAGCCAUUGCAGCGGGCUAUGGAAGACCCUGGGAACUGGGCCGAGCCUCAUGUCGAGUCACCCAGCGCAUUAAACUUGGGCCCCGCAUCCUCCGGACCAAGAGUCGGCGCCUCAAUCUCCCUUUCCUGCCGGAGGGCGUCGCUCAGCUCCUGUCCUUCCUUCUCGAAUCGAUCGCCGACCUUGACGCUGUCGCCACGCCCACAAUGGUCGACAUAAAGGACUGGCUGCAGAAUGCGGCAUCCAGUCUCGAUCCCGGACAGGUCAUCAAGCCCGACAGCUUGACAUACCUCGAGGCGAUGAAUGCUCUUGAAAUGAUGGACCCCGCCAUGGACUGGGGUGUCAACUUCAACCCGCACGGCGAGUUCGACCCACACGCUGCGCUAUCGCCCGUUCAGGUCUGCUGGAUCAUGGACGAGAUGGCCGCUCGCGAGGUUGCCUGGCUGCGGGGCGGAACGGUCGCGCAGACCUUCCUUACUUCAUUGCACUACCACAACCCGUUGUCUCUGCAACCCAACGUCCCUGUGUCCGAUCCCUCGUUCUACCAAGCGGAGGCCUCUUGCGCCGCCCUGCGCGCCUUCGUGCUCGCGUACGCGAAGGGCAUUGAGGUGGCGUACUACGCCGUACUGGACAGUGGCGCAGUGCGAGAUGGCGAGGACACAUGGCUGGAUACAUAUGGCGUGCCGCUCGAGACGACGGAGAGUAUCGACGAUGUGCGAGCUUACGUCUCCAGCUGCGCGCGCUGGCUCCUCAGCGGCGAUCACGGGCCGGAGUGGGACGCCAACGCCUGGGUUCAGGUCGUCAACCGGCUCAACUUCCAGCUGACGUGGAUGGAUACGCUGAGUCUCAAGGUUGCUCGCCGGCCAGGCCCCAUUCACCUCGCGCCCGAGAGUGCGAAGGUCGACUGGGCUUUCGACAACGUUGCGCCCUUCCUCCGCCAGAACAUGCCCUUGCCGACGCUCACAAUGCCAGGACAUGCUGAGACGUGGGCAACAUUUGCUCGCGCGAUGGAGGACAUGGAGUAUGCGCGUGCUUUGUCGAAGCUCGAUCUGCGCGAGCGCGAGAUGGCACUUCUGCGAGGACGCGGCGAGAUGCUGCCCGUCGUGCGAGCGCUAUGGAAGGUCCUGCUUGUUGACAACCAUCCUGUGAAUGAGAUGAUGGACGAGUGGCUCGAUGAUAUCGGCGCCGAGGACGUCAUGCCCACGAUCGACGCGGCGAUAGCGAAGGAGGAUCGGUGGUCUUUCUCGUAUAUCCGGGACAUCACUGGCGGGAACCCAGCACGAACACGGAGAGCGUACGAACACUAUGCCCGGACAUGGACCGAGCAGGCAGCAGCCGCGACGCGGUUGACGCGGAAAUGCCCUGCAGCUGCGCCGCUCAUCAAGAUUCUGCAGGCACGAGCGCUCGACUGCCAGCUGAACGCCAGCUUGCUCGCCUUCGACCUCGGACUUGUGGGCCACGACGAGCGCCGGAUGAUGUGGUGGUGGGUCGCGAAGGUGGCCGGGGCGCGCUCCGUGCUCGACGACGCAUGGCAGGCGCGCUGGGCCGCGGCGUGGCUCAGCAUCGCUUCGGCGAUGGUCCUUCAAGGUUUCCGUGCCAAAGAACCAGUUCAUGCUCCGGCACAAGCUGGCGCUCCGGGGCGCCUUACUGAAGCCGUCAUGGGAGGACUGGGCGGCCGCACGGAAAGCCCUCGACAGAGUGACACACUCGAGCGCGCAGAGGAGUGGCUUGUGGACGGCGAGGAGAAGCUCGGCGAGGUCGAGAGCCGAACGCUGCGGACGACGUCGCUGCGGCAAGUCGCACACGCAAACGCAGCGCUGCUCGCCCAAGGCAUCCCGCUCGUCUGGGACGAGGAGACGCGAUACUCGAUUCCGAAGCUGAAGCCAGCACAAACGCAAGACUAG
Trichosporon asahii var. asahii CBS 2479 is the source of this 2220-nucleotide messenger RNA. RefSeq lists its product as uncharacterized. The record is from RefSeq and is a predicted model, not a curated record. Gene Ontology annotation, cellular component: NatC complex. The coding region runs from base 1 to 2220 and encodes 739 amino acids. NCBI's taxonomy places the organism in Eukaryota, Fungi, Basidiomycota, Tremellomycetes, Trichosporonales, Trichosporonaceae. The transcript has 8 exons. Gene Ontology annotation, biological process: N-terminal peptidyl-methionine acetylation.